Messenger RNA from Perkinsus marinus ATCC 50983, 2817 nucleotides. RefSeq lists its product as hypothetical. The coding region runs from base 414 to 2672 and encodes 752 amino acids. Lineage: Eukaryota; Perkinsozoa; Perkinsida; Perkinsidae. Gene Ontology annotation, molecular function: GTP binding; GTPase activity. The transcript is spliced from 24 exons. The record is from RefSeq and is a predicted model, not a curated record.
UUCUUAUACUAGAGUUGAGUGAAUUGUCGGGUGUAUUGAUUCUGUGAAGUGAUUUGGUGAUGACGUUGUCGGAGUUACUCGGCCGAUCUAGAAAGAAAUUACUCAUGUCUUAGGUGAGUAUCACCAGAGGCGUUGCCGAGAGGCAAGAUACACGUGGGGAGCCCAAGUCGGACAAAUUUCCUUUCUUUGUUCCUGUUCAAGUGGUAAAGCCUUCUAAGGACCACAAUAACCUGCAAGUUGUUCCUGAGUCGAUUAACCUCCUACGAUCCGCAUCACAACGUCGUCCUAUUUCCGUGAUAUCGGUCGUUGGCCCCUACCAUUCUGGCAAGAGCUUUCUCUUGAAUUCCCUCCUCCAGAAGCCGUCCACGUUCUCCGUUGGUCCUAAGACCUCCCCGCAGACCCUAGGAAUUUGGAUGUGCCGUACCGACCUAAGUGCACCGGACGGAUCGGAGAUAUGGCUUAUGGAUUCUGAAGGGUUCUUCGGACCUCAGGUCACUGAGACCUACGAUGCUAAGAUUUUCACAGUCGCCACCCUCCUAGGCAGUCACCUAGUCUACAACACGGUUAAGGUCAUCGAUCAACAAGCGGUGAAUCUUCUAGAAAUGUUGGCUCGUCGAGCUCAACUCUUCCGAGUGCGUUCUUUGGCGCCGUCGGUAGCAGCAGCAGAGGAGGAAGGGGUUGAGAGCAUCGCUGAGGCGUCGGGUGAUAUCCCAGUAUUCCUAUCGGCGAAGAGCUUUCCUCCUCUCACUUGGGUGGUUGAAGACUUCGUACAGGACAUGGCCGCAUCACAAGGUGGUGGGGCCUCAGCCAUGGCUAAUGAGUCGGCGAUCGCGACGGAGUGGCUCAAAUCGUACUUGACCGAGGAUAGCGAGCGCUUCGAGGACUCUGAUGAUUCGUACGAGGAGUCGGACCGUGCCUAUCUAGCGCGCCUUUUCCCCUCCCUCACUGUCCACACACUCUUCUUGCCAGCUACUAGCAAGUCGCAGUUGAAGGAUCUCAGCCAACUCAGCUGGCUUGAGCUCACUGACGAGUUCCGUAAUGAGGUCACAGCCUUGCGUGGAGAACUCUUCACAACGGUUCGAUCUAAGGAGCUCUACGAUGGAUCGUCCGAGGACGACGUUCUCUCUUCUCCUGAGGAUGGUAUGAUGACAGCUGAGGGAUUCGCAAGUGCUUUGAACUUCAUUGUGAAGGCCUUGCAGAAAGGUUUUUUCCCUGAGUUACCGUCUCUCUGGGCAUCGUGGAGAGCUCAGGUUGGAGAAGUGUCGCUGAAGGACUCAUAUGACUUGUUCGAGACAACACUGAGUGAGGGUGUAUCUCCUCGUCCUACAGGAGAGGCUGUGACGGCUGCUGACUUCGACAGGGCCUCGAGGGAUGCCCGGGAUAAGGCAGUUGAAUUUUACACCAACUUGGUUGCUGAUUUUGGCCUUCCGACGCGAAAUGGAGAUCUCGAAACGAAAAUGCGCACCUCGCAGAGGAAAGCGCACGCCUUGUGGUUGGAACAAGUUCAGAAUUAUGUCACGCGAAUUCGAUCCGAUCUGAUAUCGGACAUAGAGCAGAAGCUCUUCAAUGUGUCGCUGCCAUGCGAGCCGGACUCUCUGGAGCAGACUGGCAAAGAGGCGACUAGUGUCGAGGUUGCCAAGUACAAGGAGAUUUUGAAGGAGUACGAACAGCAGCCCCCACAGAAGAGGUUACUCUCCAGCGACUGGAUGGUCGGUCAGCUGCCGAAGUUUGAGGAGGAUCCGGUCCAAGAGUUGGUGAAAAGUGCGGAUGCACUGUUGGUACGUUUCAAAUACGAGAACGACAGGGCGAUCUCGAAUUUGAUCCGAGUGGCUCUGGAGUCAAGUAUUAACGCCUGUGACGCCGCUGUUGACGAGGCCAAUACUAAGUUGGUCGGAGAUGCGGUCCUGCAGGAUUGGGCCAAGGGUGUCAUGGCUGAGACCACCGACUCGUUCACCAAGAAAUGCACUAGAGAGUAUCCUUGGAUUGCCUCCCAGCCUGAGUUCCGUUCGAAUAAGGCUCUGUUGAUACAGGAGGUUAAGGAUCGUAUCGAUACUUGCACAUCUAGACAUGCAGUACGGCUCGCUGAGCACUUGAGGCAGGAGGUAGAGAUUUUGAUGGGAGAAUACAGAGCUGAGAAGAGGAAGCUCGAGAUGACUGCCUUGCCGGCUGAUGAGGCUGUUCUUAGAAGGGAGCACACGGCUAUCACUCAGGAUGUGUUGGACAGAUUCGACAGUGAUGAGGAAACGGUCGCCGACUCUGCCGCAUAUAAGGACUUCCGUUCGCAGUUGGACCGCAACAUGGGGGCUGAGUGGGACAGGUUGCGGAAGAAGAACAUCGAGCUGUGGAAGGUUCAUUCGGAUGAUGCCACGGCAUGUGCUUUGGAAAUGAACCAGAAAUACAUUAAGGAGUCCUGUCCCCAAGGGUGGAUGUGUCUGUUCAUGUUGUGGCCGAGCGCUCACGCUGCGCGAGUCAAGUCGAACUUGGACGAGUGUUUCGACACCAAGGCAAGUGUGAAGAUGCCAAUAUCGAUGCGACAGGCGGUGUUCGAUAGCUGGUAUGAAAAGGAGUUGGGGAAAGAGGCCGCUGAGGUGAGGCAAAAUCUGAUGGUAUUCCUCUUCACGCUGACUCUGCCUGUGGUUUGGAUAAGUUGGUUGAGCACGCGCUCUCGGUGAUUAUCAUUAUGAUGGACAAUAGUAGAAUAGUGCCAAUGAAACGUAGAAGAAGGCUCUACUAUAUUAGCGAAUAAUAAUGUGCAACAUUCACUGACUUCUGUGUGGCCGACGCUGACGGUAGAAAUUAUCCGUAGAGUUUCCAGCU